CCCCGUCUGUUGUAUGCUGUAUGCAACCCCACCUCACGCCUGCUGCCGUGGUUCGGCCAAUGGCGCCGUGGUGGAGCUCGCGUGGGAUGAGCCCGGAUCAACCCCUCAAUUGACGCUAUCACGCUGUAACGAAUUGAAUCCGCAGUCUCUUCACAUCCUGCGAGCUUGGCUGGCCUCCCGCCUUAGUGUCGGCUGCUGGUUGACAUUCCUCUCUUUUGUCCUCUGGGCGAGCCCAAGAAACAUUCUGUCCGUCACAGCGUUUCUAAGAAACGUCGCGAUGGAGCUGUUCUUGACCAAUGUGCCCGCUCAUCUGUCCGAUGACCGGCUCAGGACCGAGCUUGAGCCCCACACAAGAGUCUUGGGUGUUGUCGAUUGGCUCUGCGAUAAACCCAAGGGAAAGGCUCAUGCCUGGAUCUCUUUCGUUUCCGAAGCUGAGGGGAAGAGGUUUCUGCAAAAGCACGAGAGCGUCAAUACUCCGACGCAGCCAAAGAUAUUCCAAAAUGACAAGAGGUCGUCUCAGUCCAAGGCCAAGGGUGUGGCAAGACUACAUAUACUCAAGACUCCUAUCUAUGUCAAGAAGAGCAAGAGAGAAGUCGAUAAAUUCACGCUUCAGGCUCUAGAGUAUCAGAAGGACCAGCGAAAGGAAUUGGCUGAGGACCUCAGCAGAAGGGCUUCAAAAGACUCAAACAACAGCAAAAACAACACCAACACCAACACCAACAGCAGCAGCAACACCAACAACAACAACAAUAGCAGCAGCAGCAACAACAGCAGCAGCAACAGCAACAGCAACUCCACCAUCAGCACGCCUAUCCGUGGCAUCUCUUGCGGCAAAAACAUAUUCGCAGGCGAGUCUGAUACUCUGGUGUUUGUCCAGCAGAGCAGUAGCAAUGUUAAAGGCGUUGCAAAGUUUGGCCGCCGCGCCUUGAUCCUCACACUCGGACAGGAAUUCCGAGUCGACAUUGCCUAUGACACCAUUCAAGAUCUCAUAGCCGGAGUAUCUGAUAACUCGUUGACUUUCGUCUUAUCCGAGACUCCUAGGUUCUACGAGGUGCAGGCAGCCACGCCAACGCAGCCUGGACAUGCUUCACAUUUUCCGAAAUGGGAACGGCAAACGCACAUAAGCACAUGGCCUGCUCACGAUAAAUAUGUAGCUCAUUGUCUAGUCUACCAGAUAACACUGGCUUCGCAUUACGCGGAAACCCUCGAAACGCUAAAGUCUCGGAAUGUCAUUGCUGUCACGAGACAAAAUUUGCCUGUACUGAGGAACCCUAAGCCCUUUGACCAAGAUUACACUACUAGUAUGAGCAGGUUCGAAGGCUCUAUUGGGAGUGCUGGUUCAGGGAGAACAAAAUUGCUGCCAUUUGCUAUCCUGUUCCAAGUCCAGGCAUUAGUGUGGAACAACUACUUACAUCCAGCCAUCGCGACCAAGCUGCUUCACCUCAUGACUUCAGUAGCCAGAGACUGCAAGAGAUCGGGCACUCCGCUACCAUUCACUACCGAUGCCAUGAAACAACUGUAUCAGAAAAUCCCAUAUCCUUGUCCUGGAACUGAGCCCCAAGAUCUUUUUGAGGGGGAGCUGGCAUCCAUCGUUGUCGAAGCUGAACGGGCUCUCCGUAACGAGGACCAAAAACGAACCUUACACUACGGCGCACAGCUACCUAGACACCAAGCUUGGAUUUUGAAAGCAAUGGUCACUCCAACUCGCAUUACGCUGCAUGGUCCGGACGCCGAGAGCAUGAACAGAGUCUUGCGAAUGUUCCCAAAUCACUCGGAUUACUUUAUGCGAGUCAUAUUUGGGGAUGAAGAUGGCCAGGACUUGGCCCUGACCUCAAACGUCAAGAACACAUUAGUCUUUGAGCGAUACAGAAAGAUCCUCAAGGACGGAAUUCAGGUUGCCGGUCGAAAAUUUGAAUUCUUGGGCUUUUCACAUUCAUCUUUGCGUUCACAUUCCGCAUGGUUUGUUGCAGCCUUUGUUGACGAUUCAAUGAACCUUCAGAAUAACGACACCAUCAUCAAAUCACUCGGCGACUUUAGCGAUAUUCGCAUUGCCGCAAAAUGCGCAGCGCGCAUUGGCCAAGCUUUCUCCGAGACUCCUUACGCUGUGCCAAUCUUGAAAUGUGGCAUCAACAUCGAGUACAUUGACGACGUCAAGACUGCAGAUGGCAAGCGCGUUUUUAGCGACGGCGUCGGAACCAUCUCGUGGGAUGCCAUGGAGGAGGUAUGGGACCAUCUCCCGAAAGCCUCGUCAGAAGCCACCUGCGUUCAGGUCCGCCUAGGGGGGAUCAAGGGCAUGCUCUCGCUUGACUCUCGUUUGAACGGAAAAGUCAUUUGUGUGCGGAAAGAAUCCAUGAUGAAGUUUCCCAGCAAAGACCAGACGGAAAUGGGCAUCUGCGACACUGCCUCCAAGCCGAUGCGCACGUAUUUGAAUCGCCAAACCAUCAAGAUUCUAGAGGACAUGGGAACAAAUUCUGAAUGGUUUAUAGAUCAGCAGAACAAGGCACUCAACGUACUACGAAACGUCACUACCACAGCGGCAAACACUAGCACUUUUUUGAAGAAUCAGAUGGUCGGUACCACUGCGGGCCUUCCCAGGCUCAUAAGAUACCUCAGUACAAUUGGAAUCGAUUAUCGCCGAGAAAGGUUUAUGAAAAAGGUCGUGGAUCAUACCAUUUUGCGAGAGCUGCGUCUGUUAAAGCACAAGGCCCGGAUUCCCGUGGACAUGGGAGUCACUCUCUUUGGUGUUAUGGAUGAAACAGGCUUCCUAGAAGAGGGCCAGAUUUACGUUACCUUUAAUGAAAGCCAUGACCAUCUCCAGGGUCGAGUCAAACGGUCGCUCAAGGAUGGGACCGUUCUCGUAACUCGCUCGCCCGCCCUUCACCCUGGAGAUAUUCAACUUGCGCGAAUGACGACACCACCACAGGGGCAUCCGCUUCGCAAUUUAAAAAACUGCGUCGUCUUCAGCCAGAAAGGGAGCCGCGAUUUACCAAGCCAGUUGAGCGGAGGAGAUCUUGAUGGAGACUUGUACAAUGUCUUUUGGGAUCCUUUUGUGAUCCCCAAACAAUAUUUUGGCCCGGCAGAUUACCCAAGAGUGAAGCCGCCGGAACUGGAUCGAGCGGUGACGCGCGAUGAUAUUGCCGAUUUUUUUGUCAAAUUUAUGGAAGCAGACAUCUUGGGCAUCAUUGCCAACAGGCAUCAGAUGCUGGCUGAUUACCAGGACGAAGGAACGCUAAGCGCAGACUGCGUCGACCUCGCGGAGAUGCAUUCGACUGCGGUCGAUUACUCCAAGACCGGUAUUGCAGUCAGGCAUCAAGACAUGCCAAAGCCACCACGGAUGCGGCCGGAUUUUCUCGCCCCCGCACCUCCGACUCGUUUGUUUGAUCGUGGUGAGAUUGACCACAUCGGAGAUCCAAAUGAAAACGAAGAUGACGAAGACGGAAUGGGAAUGGCCAAGCACAAAUACUACAAGUCGUUGAAAAUACUGGGCGAGCUGUACCGCGGCGUGGACGAGAAGAAAAUCUGGGCCAAUGAUGUCCAGCGCCCUGUUGACAUGAGCGGGCCGCCGCUGUGGGAUCAACUAAGCAUCCAUGUGCGGAAUGCCUUGUGGGAAGAGGGAUAUUCCACGUUGGAUAUUGACUAUAGGCGUCAGAUUGACCAUGCGUGGAAAAUUCGCGAUCUGUACGAAUCAUCCGUCUCCAACAACAUGUGGCAGUUUUCGUCCAACCCCCGCGUCCCCAUCACAGAAGUGGAAGCUUUUUGCGGUUCAAUCUUGAAUCCCAAGGGUAGCCAGACCAGGCGAGAACGGGACUCGUCCAUCAAGCUGAAAGAUGAGAUGGACAAUGUCAUGAGCCAUAUGGUGAAACUCAUCAGUGAUCGCAGCGGAGGGGUCACAAACGCAGAUGACGCCUUAUCCGUCAUGAGCGACGACGAUGAAAUAGGCGAAAGGAGGGCGAUGAAUGCGAUAGAAUUGUCCUGGGCAUGUAUGAUUGUGGGCAACGAUAAGGCUCUGGACAAGAAUUAUCGUCAGGACGAGUUAAAGCUGGAGAGCUUUCGAGUGGUGGCGGCGUGCUGCCUGGUGAAGGAGCUGAAUGAGCUUUUGACGAGGAAGAACUGGGGGCGGAUGUUGAAGACGAGCGGGGGGUUUGUUGGGGUGUCGUCGGGCAACCGCAAUCGACAGCAUGGGCCGUUGCCGAUACGAUGAUGAUGAAGGUAGAUUGUUUUUUGGGUAUUCUGAUGAAGUUAUGACUCAACGUACUCUGUACGUGAUUGGAGAUGUGUGGCUAUGUUAUGGUAUGUACUGAACGGGUAAGGAGAUUAUGGUACAGAAUGACAACAACAACUUGACAGUCUUAUUUCUAGCCAGUCUUUAGCAUCAUGGCUACUAGUGAAAAGAAUAAAAUUAAAAAUAGUUUAGUCAAAAUGAUUAUCGGUAUAAGACGGAAAAA
Molecule: messenger RNA, 4445 nt
Organism: Trichoderma atroviride IMI 206040
Lineage: Eukaryota; Fungi; Ascomycota; Sordariomycetes; Hypocreales; Hypocreaceae
Biological process (GO): siRNA processing
Cellular component (GO): nuclear RNA-directed RNA polymerase complex
Molecular function (GO): RNA-directed RNA polymerase activity
Source: RefSeq, a predicted model, not a curated record